Molecule: messenger RNA, 816 nt
Organism: Trifolium pratense (red clover)
Lineage: Eukaryota; Viridiplantae; Streptophyta; Magnoliopsida; Fabales; Fabaceae
Exons: 1
Coding region: 1-816 (271 amino acids)
Source: RefSeq, a predicted model, not a curated record
AUGAGGUGUAAGAAACAUUUACCGGACGUUACCAGCACCGUCGGUGUUUGCGCUUCUUGCCUCCGUGAGCGCCUCCAGCCCAUCCUCGAGGCCCAAGCCCAAGCCCAACCGUCGCGUAUCUCUGUCUCUGAGAACGAUCUUUCUCCAUCGCAGCGGUCAGUUUCUCCGUUCGUAGCUCACCGGAAAUCCGAUGACCGGCGACGGGAGGUUUUGUUUCAAACUACUCCACAGAUUGAUCGUGGAUUUGGAUUUUCCGGCGGAACGGAAACGGCACCGGUAAUAGCACCGUCGAAGCGGAGGAUAAGAAGAUUCUGGAUCUUAUCGAAUUUUUUCCGUCCGAGAUCUAACAAAACGGAGAAUUCAUCAGCAGAAUCGUACGAACCGUCUUCUUCGGUUUCUCCUCCGUCGUGGAUAUCAACGAACGUCGUUCCUGCUCGUCGGAAAAACAACAACCGCGUUAGCGAUCAAAAAAGAUCUCGUCAAUUGGAUCGUGGAGCUACACCGGUGGAUAAUUUUGAAGAAAACGAUGGAUUUGAUUCAGGAUCGGAAUCUUCGCCGCGGCAGAGGAAUAAGACGACGGCGGCGGCGGUUACGGCGCGGCGGUCGAAAUUAGGUUACGCGGGAAAAAGCUUAACGAGUAUGGCGCUGUGUUUGAGUCCGUUGGUUCGGGCGAGUCCGACUCGGCAAUGGAAUAGUCAUAAGGGAAUGGCGCCGGAAUUGGGUGUGGGUGGAGUACACCAUAUUUCCAGUGCGGCUUCAUAUUGUGCCAAUAGAUCAAGGAAGCUUGUUGAUCUUGGAAGAGUUGCUAACCGUUGA